Messenger RNA from Daphnia carinata, 763 nucleotides. RefSeq lists its product as uncharacterized. The transcript is spliced from 4 exons. Lineage: Eukaryota; Metazoa; Arthropoda; Branchiopoda; Diplostraca; Daphniidae. The record is from RefSeq and is a predicted model, not a curated record. Bases 86 to 748 code for a protein of 220 amino acids.
AUUUGGAAAGGGUGUUAAUCAGCUAUUGCAUCUAGGCAUUUUCACAAUACGACGAGCAGUGUGCGCUUCACAACCGUCUUGUAAGAUGUCCAUGAUUUUGCUAACGAUUUUCUCUUGUUUGGAUUUCAUUACGGGCUUGAUCAGCAUCAUUGUUCAGGCAGUGAUUAUAGCCAAUCACGAUGAUUGUGCUUACUCUAAGAUGGGGGUUGGCCUUUGGAAUGGUUUACUACUAAUCAUAACAGCCAUCUCUCUUCUUGUGAUCGCCAGCCGUAAAAAGGCCAAAAAGAGUGAUUGGAUGCUCGUUAUUUGUGCUAUGACUCUGAUGGCUUCACUCGUGCAAGUCGGAGUGGCUUCAGGAGUCAUCUAUCAACUGCACAGUUUGCAGUACUUCCACCACGGACCUGGAGCCAACCCAUUAAAUGGCAUCCUGGACACAUUCAAACCGGAUAACAUACCCGCUCAGAAGGACACGUUGGGUGAUUUCACCGACACCGUGUUUGGAAUCGCCAACAAAUUAGCGGGGGACGUCAUCUCAAAUACAGGCAAAUACGGCCAAGUGCACGCGUGCUACAAACUGCUCUUAAAUGAUGAUUACUUUGGUUCUCAACGGAAAACCCUAGAGAUAAUACUGCUAUGCAGUGGUCUUAUCGCCAUCGGAGUUAAAAUAGCGACAUUUCUAGCGUUGCGGGCCAAACGCUUGGCCGUAUCUGCUACGAUCCAGUACACGCAACAAAAUGUGUCGCAUUAAAAACAAAAGAAAAAA